GUGUGUGCAGGGGAAGGACUUUAUUGCCAUUGGCUCAGCUUUCGCUGCCCACCCACAUCUCUUCCACAUCACCUUGGUGUCUCCCUAAAUAAAACCAGCCCUCCUUAUCGCACCGAGGAAAUCAAGAGCGAGAGUUUGAAUGGAUUUUAUAUAAAUAUUUACCCUGACGAAGCUACUGCUGAGCUCGUGGGAUAAACUCGUAGCAGCUGGUCUCACUCUGCUUCCCUUGCCUGCCCCUAAAGGGGCUUAAUUACUUUGGGGAGGAGAGGGGAGAGAUCCAGAUCCCAGUUCUGGCUCCAGACUGACCCAAAAAGCAGGACCAGGAUUUAAAUGAACUAUGGAUCUGAAGGACAGCACCAGCGAAGGCAGCAUGGGCAGCCUGCAGCCUUCCAGCAUCCAGAUUUUUGCCAACACCACCACGCUCCACGGGAUCCGCCAUGUCUUUGUCUACGGGCCGGUGACCAUCCGGCGCCUGCUCUGGACCUUGGCCUUUGUGGGUUCGCUGGGUCUCCUCCUGGUGGAGAGCUCGGACAGGGUGGCUUUUUACUUCUCCUACCAGCAUGUGACCAAAGUGGACGAGGUGGUGGCGAACAGCCUGGUGUUUCCUGCCGUCACCAUCUGUAACCUCAAUGAGUUCCGCUUCUCCCGGCUGACCACCAACGACCUGUACCAUGCUGGGGAGCUCCUGGCUCUGCUGGACGUCAACCUGCAGAUCCCCAACCCUCACCUGGCUGACCCCGCUGUCCUAGCCAUCCUCCAAGAAAAGGCCAACUUUAAGCAGUAUAAACCCAAAGUUUUCAGCAUGCAGGAAUUCCUGGCACGGGUUGGCCACGACCUAAAGGAUAUGAUGCUGUACUGCAAGUUCAGAGGCCAGGAGUGUGACCACAAGGACUUCAAAACUACCUGCAAGGGGCUUGUAGCAGUUCUGGCCUCUAUCGUGCAUAAGGCCCACAGCUCGCAGUCUCUGUUUGGGGUCAGCCAGGUGCUGCUGGGCAUCACAGGGGGCCUGCGGGUCUCUUGCCAUGGCCAGUGGAUGCCAACCAGCUGA
Molecule: messenger RNA, 1048 nt
Organism: Oenanthe melanoleuca
Lineage: Eukaryota; Metazoa; Chordata; Aves; Passeriformes; Muscicapidae
Product: acid-sensing ion channel 2-like
Exons: 2
Coding region: 338-1048 (236 amino acids)
Biological process (GO): sodium ion transmembrane transport
Cellular component (GO): membrane
Molecular function (GO): ligand-gated sodium channel activity
Source: RefSeq, a predicted model, not a curated record